Messenger RNA from Dalotia coriaria, 7436 nucleotides. RefSeq lists its product as uncharacterized. Lineage: Eukaryota; Metazoa; Arthropoda; Insecta; Coleoptera; Staphylinidae. The coding region runs from base 757 to 3939 and encodes 1060 amino acids. The record is from RefSeq and is a predicted model, not a curated record. The transcript has 14 exons.
AUUGUUGCACGUUCGUAAAAAAUUCCAGCUUUCUGUAGAACUUCAUGUUGUUAUUUCAUUUUGACAUGUUUUUCGUUUACAUUUUAGGAAGAGUUUAUUGAUGGAAAGUUGAAAUUAAACAUUUUCAGCAGCGUUUAUUUUCAGUAUGGUUCUGCUUCAGUUCCAAGUACGUUUACUUACGCCAAAUCGUCCGUAUAUUUAAAUACUACGCAUAAAAAUUCUCUACAUACUGCAGCUGGAGCUUCUGUAAGUGUGAAUGCUUGAAAUAAUCCACGGAUAUGCUAAAACCGCUACCGUUAUUAUAUGGUUAGUAAUCGCAAUCGUAUCAAUGUCGUGUCCGGAUGUUAGUGGGAUAGAAAUGCGUCAUACUGCUGGAAUACUGCUUUAACUAUUUAUUUAAACAUUGGUCAUAUAUUAAACACACUACAGAAACGCCCAGUGCAUCGUGCGCGUUGAAAAUUUAAAACAAUUGUGCCUAAGCUAAUUUAUACAUUUUGAUUAUCCAAAAAUUUAAAAAUAACUUAGUAUUCCAGCAGCGCUGCUUAGAGUCACUCUGCCAAACUUGUGCCAAACUGCAAGCCGUGCUAACAACUCCGCUGCCUACAACCAGCACCACAGUGCCAACGAGCGCUCCCCAUGUACCAACACGGUGCUGCACGGUGUUCCGGCGUACACAAUACAGGGAUAUUUUAGGUAGAUAUCAAAUUCAGUGGUGGCAAAUCUGUCGCACUUGUGUCUAAAUAUAUCAGCCUUAACAUGGAUUCCAAUAAAGAUAAAUUAGCUGUUGCCAUUAGAGAUAAAUAUCUACCACUCAAGCAUAACUUAACUGAUGAACAUGCGGAUGUGAUUUCGAAGUUAAUUGGGGCUAUUCGUCAUGAAAACAAGGAGAGGAUUUUAGAAAUAUUAGAACCAUGGUCGGACGAAUUGAAAGAUAAAUAUCUGUCUAUAAGUUGCAAAUAUUUAUUGGACCAAAAUAUUCCAAUUUCUUACAACAUUAGUGAGUUUGUUAGCAUUUCUUUGCUUAAAUUGCGGUUUUAUUUUCCUGGUGUUGAAAAGCAACUGCAACCAAGUAAAGCCAAUAAAACAAACAUAUUGAAAUACAUGAUGAAACAUAUGGACGCAAUUUUGAUCUGGAAAGGUCCAACGGAUAAAAUAUUAUUAUAUCAUAUCAAACAAGUAGUAUUAAUGGCUAAUGAAGUAAAAUACUUGUUUCGCUCUGAAACUGAACAGCUGCCUUGGUUCAAACUAAUAUUUUGUUGCGUACAAUAUAUUAAAUAUUUUAACACAACAAAUUAUCGGAAAUCAUUAACAGAAUUUAUGUCCAAUGAUAAAUUGAUUAAUUAUAUUCAGUUGUGGAAAAUCGGCUUAGAGAAUAUGAAUUCUAAAAAGAUUAUGCAAGAUCAGGAUAUACAAUACAUGUUGCAGGAUUUUGAAUACACUUAUGAUUACAUAAGAGAUAAAUACGUUGUGAAAAGAAUGAAAAGGUACUGCUCAGUGCAAAGAAGUUUUUUGAGUAAUUUAAGAAUGUUGCAAGUAAUUGGUGAAUGUUUAAAAAGUACAGACCAGAACUCAAAUAUUUCAUUACGCUUAAAAGAACAUUUUAAGUCGCAUUUGGGAACAGAUUACAAAAACUUGAUUAAACUCAGAGGCACUAUAUCUAACUUAACAGGAAUACCACAAUGUAAUCAAUAUGUCAUAAAACAAGUUGCCAAAUUGACGCGCACAAUGGAAUCAACACUUCGAAAGAAUUCAGAUUCAAUAUUCAAUGAAUUCGAUUCUGGUUAUGAUUCUGAUUCUGAUAAUAAUAUAUAUGAUUCUCAAGAAGACCUAAUUAAGACAAUAAACCAAGAAAUUAUAGAUGCUCCAAAAUUGUCAUAUAAUGAUUGCUUAAAACAAUUAGAAGAUGCCCUCAAUCAUAAUAAAGAACAAGGAGAAAUUGAAAUGCUACUUAUGAUCAUAUUGAAUAAUUUAAAUCAAGAACAAGGCAGAUUGAAUGCAAAUCGGAAAUGGUUCAUGGAGAAAUAUCCAACACUAACUGGCCGACAACUCAGAAACCAUCUUGCACAUGGAGAUCCAAUUGUAGAAUUAAUGGAUGUGGAUAUAAAGAUGGCAGCCAGACACACAGCAACAAUGCUGAUUGAGGAAUUGAAAAUGAACGAUGAAAACAAGGAAAAGAUCGAGAAGGUUACAAGAAGACCCGCAAUUGAAGUGAUGCAGGAAUUUGAUUAUCAACAAAUAACACACUUGGAAGAACAGGAGAAAUUGUUUCUUAUUAUUAUGGAAGGUGACUUGGAAAAAUUUAAAGACUACUUAAAAAAUAUUAGUUCCGAAUGGAUUAACUGGCAUCAUUUAAGAAAGAAAAAUGCAUUACAAUAUGCUGCAGCAAACAAGAACGAUAAUUUAGAGUUAUUUCAAUUUAUUUUUGAAAAAAGUUCAAAUUAUAUGAAACAAAUUAAGACAGAUAGUAGCUUACUAUUUCAAGCUUUAAGACAAAAUAAUUUUAAAAUAGCAAAACGCAUUGCCGAGUUGCAUAUUUGUGCAUUGCUCGAGAACGACAGAACAUACUUGCAACCAAAUGAUAAUAAUGAUAUAUUGGAAUUAUGCAAAAAAUUAAUCAAAACUGAGAAAAUUAACAGCUUUUGGAACGUUUGUUAUUAUCAAAUAAGUUGCGAUUAUUUAAACAAUCUUAAACUUAUGUUAGAUGAAAUUUAUGAGAGGGAAUUACGCGUAAGUUCUGAAAUGACGACUUCAUGGUUUCAAAUAGCUUACACUUUUAAUGCUAAAAAAGUGAUGAAGUAUCUUAUCAACAUUGGGUAUACAAUUUUAUAUCAUAAAGAUUAUCCUAAUAUCACCAAUGAAGAAAUAGUUAAAUAUUGCGAUACUGAAAAAUAUAAUGAAUUAAGAGAGAUUAUUAAAAGUGGACAAGUAUUCAAAGUAAAAGAAUAUAGAAAAAAAUCACCAGAUAUGUUAGAGCAAUGUCAUGAUGAUGACUUUAACGUCAUGAACAGCUUGCAUUUUGCUAUCAAAAGUGGGAAUCCAGAAAUGGUUAAACAAGUGUAUCAAUGCUUCCCAGUUUUGUUAUUUACAGUGAAUAAUAAAUGCAAGUCACCUUUAGAUGUCGCCAUCGAGGAGAAUCGUGUUCAGGAAUUUAAUAUUUUAAUGGAACUGGCAGUCAAUAAUACAUGGAAACUCCCACAAUUGUUUAAGAUGUUGGCAGCUAUAAUUAUUAAUUUGCAUGAAUCAAAUAUUUUUCGGAACAACAAUGUCGUAGUUGAAAAUGUAUUAUCAAAUACAAUAAAUGCAAUGGAUAUGAAUCCCGAUGAAAAGACGGUUCAAUAUUGGGCAAUUAAAUUGGCUAAAAGCAUGUUAGGAUACUACAAUUCAAAUGAGCACUUGAUUAACAUCUGGGAACAAAUAGCAAUUAAUACACUAUUCCAUUUUCCUGAUGAAUCGCCCAUUGUCAAACAGUGUAUAGGUUAUGUUGUAGAGAUAUUCGACCAUAAGUUGAGUGCAGAACCGAAAUAUAACAUCGAAUACGAAUUAGAAUCUAUCUUAAAGCGAUGUGCCAGAUAUUCUCAUCCAUCAGUCAUUCUAGAGAAACUCAAUAUUGCAUUAAAAAAUAAAAUCGAAUAUGAACAUUGGAUUAAGAGAAUAACACACCAUGCCAAAUAUGCAAUUGAUACAUUUAGGGAUGAUCCUCUUAUUCAACCAUAUGCAUCUAAGUUGAUGUAUUAUUUGAAGAAAAGUGAAUCAAAUUCAUCAGUUAAUGAUCCUUUUCCACAAACAUUUUUGAAAAUCGUACCAUCUGCAUCUAAGGAAUUUCAGUUAACUAGCUCUAAGCCAAUGAAAUCAGAAGAAACUGAUAACAAGAUAAAAUGUGACUGGUUAACUUAUUCGGUUAAAAUCCAUUUUGCCAUACAAUUCCAAAUUAAGAAAUGAAGAGGUGCAUGCAAUUAGGAAAUUAAUUAGUGCUAUCCAAGAAGAUCAAAAAGACAACAUAUUACAAAUUAUGGAUUCAUUUAAAACAGAUUCUAAAGAUGAGUUACUUGCAAUGGCUGCAACAUACUUAAAUGAUCAACAUUUUAAAAUCCCUAAGGAAGUUGCCAAAUUCAUUAACACCACUUUACUUACAUAUCGUUUUUAUACAAAUUACACUAUACCUAUACCGCCAAAAUCAAACUUACUCGAAAGCGAAAAAGAGGGAAGAUUGGAGUAUUUAAUCCAACAAAUGAACAUUAUUUUGGAAUGGCCGGGUUCAAACAAUCAAGUUUUGAUGUAUCACAUAAAACAAGUUAUAUUCCAUGCAGAUUAUGUUGAAUUUUGGCACCGAAGUGUGCUCCCAGAAUUGCCAUGGAUUCAGCUCAAAUUUUAUCUUCAGCAAUACAUUAAGUAUUUCACUUCAAAAGAUGAGAUUCACUUAUAUCAAAUUGAACUUAUAUCACAAAAAGAACUGACGAAAAUUAUUAAUUUGUUUCGAACAAUGCUAUUAUGCGUAAAGAAUAAAAAAGAUUCAUCAAAAAUUAAGUUAACAAGUGAAGAUAAGACUAUAAUAGAGGAAUUUAAAAAGAUAUAUCAUGAAAUAAGGGAUGUAUACGUGUUGUACAGAAUUUGUCAUUAUGUUGAAUCAAACGAGAAAAAGAAUGGCCUAACCAUAUUACGAAUAGUACAAGUAAUUGGCAAAUGUCUGAAGAAUUCCGAUAAAACACCGAAUGUUUCAGAUUGCUUGCUAGAGCAUAUUAAAGAAUAUUUUUUUGAAGAAGAAAUUGCAGGUAUCAUCAGGCUUAGUGAUAAUAUAUCUCAUUUAACAAGUAUACCCAAUUGUACUGAGAGGAUACAAACAAUAUUUGACAAGACUUUGAAUGAUAUUUCAAAAUGUUUUAUUCAGAUUAAAAUAAAUUAUAUAUACAAGGAAUGCAAUGGUCGCAUCAAAAAAUUUAUAAAAGGACCAACUGAAAUUGGAGAUUUGCCUAACUUUUAUAAAGUAACACAUAAAAAUCUAAUUGAUGAUAUUUUGAGUCGGGAACCUUCUAAACAAAAGAGAAGCAAAAUUCAGCACAAUAUUAAUAUUCAUUUAUUGCAAUCAGUUAUCACCAGUGAGGGAGAAAAUAUACCAGAAUACAAAGAUGAUUUAAUGCAACUCCGUAAAUUGCAAAAUAAGACUAAUGGUUAUAUGGAAAUGGAAUUGAUACUUAUGAUUAUAUUAAAUAACUUAAAUAAGAAACAAAAGAGACUAAACAAUAAUCUAGAAUGGUUUAAAGAGAUGUAUCCCACUUUGACUGGUCAACAACUUAGAAAUCAUCUGGCUCAUGGAGAUCCCAUUGUUGAGUUAUUGCGUAUCGAUGAAGAAGUGGCAGUCAGAGACACUGCAAAACUGCUAACUGCUGAAAUUGCCAACUCUUCUAAGUUUGUAAUACAGAAGAUAACAAAAGCGUUGAAAUUGGAUCAGAUGGAAGAAAUUAAUAUAAAUCAACGCAACAAAAUUGAGCAAAUGGAAAAUCUUUUCGAAUAUAUUAUCGAAGGUAAUUUAGAACGAGUUAAAACACUGUUAGAUAAUAUUCAAGAUAAAUGGGUAGACUGGUGUGACAAGAACGAACACAACGUACUUGAAAUAACUGCACAAAACAAAAAAGACAAUGUAAAACUAUUUGAAUUUGUUUUAAAUCAAAAUUCAAACUUUAUGAAUGAUAUCAAUAAAUAUGGCAAUUCAAUUUUACAAAUUGCCAGUAUGGCUGGCAAUACUAAUAUCACAAAGUACAUUCUGGAGAAAAAUAUUAUGGCAUUAUAUGAGCAAGAAAAACUUCCAAGAAUAUCGGAGUCAAUCACCGAUGUUAACAAGCUCUUGACCGAAUUGAUUAAAACGACCCGUACAAUUAAACCAAAACAACAAAAUGCAUGGAAUGCUAUUGCUCAGUAUGUAAUAUGCCUGAAUAAUGAAGACACCAUGAAAUCAGUGACUAAAUUAUUUUACUACAGUUUACUUGAUUGUCCAUUAGACAACAAUUUGAAUACAUAUCUGCAUAUCGCAUGUAUACAUGGAGCAGAAAAAGUUGUGCAAUAUUUGAUUAAAAUUGGGUAUAACUUAAAUUGUCGCAACAUUCACAAAGAUACUCCACUCUCGUUGGCAAUCCAUCAUAAACGUGAUAAUAUCAUCCGACUACUAUUAAAUAAGGGCGCAAUUGUGUUUAAUGUAAAUAAUAUUACUGAAAGUAUUAAAAUACUAUUUAACGCCCCAAAUUAUGACGAACAUGAACAAUUGUGGGAUAUCAUAAAAAGUGGAAAAGUAGAAGACUUAAAUGAAAGCAUGAUAGCUCCAAGUCGUUUAGAGGAUGGCCGUAACUGUUUGCAUUUUGCUGUUGAAAGCAACAAUUCUGUCAUGAUUCAACGCAUAUAUGAUGAAUAUCCGCAUUUAUUAGUCACAUACGAUUUGCAAUUAAUUACACCUUUAAACUUUGUUAUAAGCAAAAAUAAUGAAUCUCUACAUAAAUGUAUAUUAUGUAUAUUAGAUUUGGUUUUCAAAGAAUAUAGUGGCAAAGAUAUUGUGCAAAGUGAACUUUUCAAAAAUGUUGUUAAGACAUUGAUGAAAACAAGCAAUGAUAAAAUUGCUGAAGUUGUAAUGAACAAGAUUUUAGAUGUAGUAAAUAUGUACCCGGAUGAUAAGUUUUUGAAUUAUUGGAUAAUUAACUUGGUGAACCAUUAUUUCAAAACUAUAAAUGAAUAUGGUACAGAUAAAGUUAAGAUAUGCCUUAAUUUGGUCAAAAAUGGAAUUAGGAACUUUACGGAGAAACAAAUAAUUGAACAAUGCAUAUGUUUAUUUGUAAAUAUUUUCAUCAAUAAUUCACAAUGGGAGAAUAAUCAUAUAUCGGAUACCUUUAAUUAUCUUUUGGAAGAAGGUAAAAAUAAGAAUAGAUUGUUUAUUUUGGAAUGCUUGAAUAAUCAAUUUGAUUCUGCAAAUUUGGAAAACAUCUCAGAUUUUAAGUAUGAAUUAAUAUCAAAAUACUCGUAUAUUGUGCAUGCAAUAAGAAACAAGGAGAGUGUUUCCAAAAUACAAUAGCAUUCAAACUCAUUAACCUGCUGAUAGAUGAUAACAAACAGCCUCACAUUGACAAAUCAUUACUUCGUAAAUCUUUGCUGAACGUAAUUUAAGUUAAUAAACCUGACGACUACGCAAUGGUUCUUUGUGCAAAGAUAUUUGCAGAGUACUUUUACACUAGUUCUCAAGAUUCUCUUGAAAAUGUCGACGAGGCGAUAAAAUCCGAAUUGUAGCAAUUGCACAUUAGAGAAAAACCAAAUCGUUUCAAUAUUUAAAAUAUUGAUUACUUGCUUCAUAUAAAACAAUAUUUGUAAAAUUUUCUAAAAUUAUCUAUUAAACUAAGUUGUAAAAAAAUUCAAAAUUUAAACUUAUAAAAUAUUGUGGAAAAUAAAUCAAAGUACCAAUA